AUGACUACAACCAACGGCGGUUAUGCGACUGGUGCCGACAGAGACGAAGCUGAACUGCGCCGGAGAAAUAUCACAACUUACGAGAACGCAAAUGGAGCACAUGUAUACAAGGUCGAGGCCGAAGACAAGAAAAAGCUUCAAAAGCCCGCACCUGGCCUACUGGCCAUUCUUGAUGAAUGGGAGUUCUUGAUUGCGCCCGUUGUCUUCACGCUGCUUGCCUUGGGCACGAGGCUAUGGAAGAUUGGCCUCUCCCCUAUUGUGACAUGGGAUGAAGCUCAUUUUGGAAAGUUUGGCUCCCAUUACCUCAAGCGAGAAUUCUACUUCGAUGUCCACCCACCCCUGGGAAAGAUGCUGGUCGGGUUGUCAGGCUAUCUUGCCGGCUACAAUGGCUCUUUUGAAUUCAAGUCCGGCGAGACAUACCCUCCAGAACUCAACUAUACUUUUAUGCGAAUCUUCAACGCCCUCUUCGGCGUCGUUACUGUGCCCCUCGCCUACUUCACCGCGAAAGAGUUGAAUUUCAGUCGUGCCACUGUCUGGCUUGUCACACUCAUGGUGCUGUGCGAGAACUCGUAUGCGACCAUCUCCCGAUUCAUCCUCCUCGAUUCCAUGCUCCUUUGCUUUACCUUCACCACUGUGGCGUGCUGGGCGAAAUUCCAUCGACUGCAGAACCAGAGCUUUUCUGCCGAAUGGUUCAUCUGGCUCAUUCUGAGCGGCCUGAGCAUUGGGUGUGUCUGCAGUGUCAAAUGGGUCGGAUUCUUCGUUACGGCCUUGUUUGGUCUCUACACUGUGGAAGACCUCUGGAAUAAAUUUGGCGAUCUCAAGAUGCCCAAAGUCGAAUUGGCGAGUCAUGUCGUCGCUCGGGUGGUCGGCCUCAUCGUCAUUCCGGCCAUCGUCUACAUGUUCUCCUUCUAUAUCCAUUUCUUGAUUCUGGAAAAUUCCGGCCCUGGCGAUGCUCAAAUGUCGUCUUUGUUCCAAGCUAACCUACGGGGUACGGAAGUUGGGAAGGAUUCUCCUCUGGAACUUGCAUUGGGCUCAAAGGUCACGAUCAAAAAUAUGGGAUACGGUGGUGGGCUGCUACACUCUCACAUGCAAACCUAUCCCGAGGGCAGUGGACAGCAGCAAGUCACAUGUUACCACCACAAAGACGCCAACAACGACUGGUUCUUCUAUCCCAACCGGAGCCAGCCUCUAUAUGACCCUGAAGCGCCUCUGAGCUUUGUCGCUGACAAACAAGUUAUUCGUCUGGUUCACGCGCAAACUGGUCGUAAUCUUCAUUCGCACAGCGUUGCGGCACCAGUGACUAAGGCUGAUUGGGAAGUUUCAUGCUACGGCAACACAACCAUUGGCGACGAGAAGGAUCACUGGCAGGUUGAGGUUGUCAGCGAUGCUGCUUCUUCAGACCGUUCCCGCAUUCGGACUUUGACUACGGCAUUCAGACUGAAGCACGUAGAGCUUGGAUGCUAUCUUCGCGCCGGAACGGUCAACCUUCCACAGUGGGGCUUCAAGCAAAUCGAGACGACCUGCGUCAAGAAACCUAGUCCUCGCGACGUUUAUACACAUUGGAAUGUCGAGUCUCAUAUCAACGAGCGAUUACCUCCUGGUGAGGCCAAGAAUUACCGAUCCCCCUUCUUCAAGGACUUUAUUCAUCUGAACGUGGCAAUGAUGACCUCGAACAACGCCUUGGUGCCGGAUCCAGAUAAACAGGAUGAUCUGGCAUCCAAGUUCUGGCAAUGGCCUAUUCUUCAUGUAGGCCUUCGCAUGUGCUCGUGGGAGGACCACAUCACCAAGUACUUCUUGCUGGGAAAUCCCCUUGUAUACUGGGGCUCUACCGCAUCAAUUCCCAUCCUUGGCUUGAUUGUGCUCUGGCAUUUGGUACGUUGGCAACGAGGCUACAACGAGCUGAGCCAAAAGGACAUUGACCAAAUCCACUAUGCGGGACUUUACCCGGCGAUCGGGUGGGUGUUCCACUACCUACCUUUCCUGAUCAUGGGACGUGUGACGUAUGUGCACCAUUACUACCCAGCACUCUACUUUGCAAUUUUGGUUGCAGGGUUCUGCGUCGACUGGACCUCACAAAGAUUGAACAACAAGAUUCGGUGGGGAGUCUAUUUUGUUCUGUAUGCCGCCACAAUCGGACUGUUCGUGCUGUUCAGUCCUAUUGUGUUUGGCAUGCAAGGCAGCAACCGGAACUACGCCUAUCUGAGAUGGUUUAGCCGAUGGAGAAUCUCAGACGCCUGA
This is a messenger RNA of Exophiala aquamarina CBS 119918, 2238 nucleotides long. RefSeq names its product dolichyl-phosphate-mannose-protein mannosyltransferase. Gene Ontology annotation, molecular function: dolichyl-phosphate-mannose-protein mannosyltransferase activity. The transcript is spliced from 4 exons. Lineage: Eukaryota; Fungi; Ascomycota; Eurotiomycetes; Chaetothyriales; Herpotrichiellaceae. Gene Ontology annotation, biological process: protein O-linked glycosylation via mannose. Gene Ontology annotation, cellular component: membrane; endoplasmic reticulum. The record is from RefSeq and is a predicted model, not a curated record. The coding region runs from base 1 to 2238 and encodes 745 amino acids.